GAAUAAGGAAAUAAAAAAAUAAUGUAUUUUGAAUAUCGUAAUGGUGGUUGCCUAUACAUAAGGUAUAAAAACUGAAUAAAAUCUAUCAAAAUAAGGAUUUCGUUACGGACUCUUCAAUUGCACUACUAAUAUAUUUUCAUGCCACAAAUUGCAUUAAAAUUAAUAAAAAACUUUAUUGGCAUGCUUUAACUACUUUAUUUAAUUUAUUAGCUAUUUCUACAUAGCAAUGAAGUAUUAAGUGUGAGAAUGAAGCAGAAGCAAGAAGAAUGCUUAACCUUUAUUCAAGCUGUCAAAAUUUCAAAAUAUAAGUUUUUAUGCCGCCAAAAUAAUUAUUAUGAUAAAUAAAUUAGGAAUAAAGAAUAAAAGCAAAAUACUAAAUUAAGUAGAAUCAAUAAUUUUAUGCUUAAUAUGGAAGAAACAAAACUUCAAAAACGCAAAAGAAAAGCCCAAAAUGAAGGCAACAAUAGGCUCCUAGUUUCGACUUGUGCAGAUCUUUCAGAUGUUUAUAUGAAGAGUGGUCGAUUUCAGCAGGCCAUUGAAGAAUUUAAAACUUUAGCGGAAGUCUACAAAUUAGAACACAAUCAAAUUGAAUAUGGCAAAGCUAACCGAGCUAUAGGGGAAGCAUAUCUGGGGCUUCAUAAUUUUAAAAAAGCUUUAGAACAUCAGAAGAUUUAUCUCAAUAUAGCAGUGUCUGAAAAAAAUAAUGCAGAGAUCCAGAGGGCAUAUGCUACUAUUGGCCAUAUUUAUCUAACUAUGUAUUUAGAGACUCAGGCAGAUGCUGAUCAAAAUUUGAACGCUGCAUACAAAUAUUUCAUGAGAAGUAUGAAAGUUUGUGAAAGUUUGACUGCUAUAAACAAAUUGGAAAAGGCUGAUAUGCAAGCCAGACUAUUUUCAAACCUGGGUCUGGUUAAAGAUAGUUUAGGGGACUAUAAUAAGGCAAUUGAGUUAUUCACAACUUCUAUAAACAUCUGUAAGGCUAAUGAUAUCUAUGAACAGCUAAGUAGGGGAUAUAUGUCAUUAGCUGCGUUAUAUGACAAGAAAGAAGAGACAAGUAAAACUAUGCACCAUUAUAAUUUAGCUAUAGAAGCAGCAAAAAAACUAAAGGACAACAUAGAUCUGAUGUGUACAGCGUUGCAUACAAAAGCCGAAGCUCUGAUAAAGUUAGGUGAUUUCCAUGCAGCCAAAAAAACGCUGUACAAAGCCUACAAACUUAAUAGUCCAAACAUUGAAGAUAGAAAAAUGAUAGAGAAGUAUUUGAGAGCAGUUGCAACUAUGUGUUAUGACGAAGAUAAACUUGUGGUAGAGACCAACGACAACAGAGCCUUGAAAAAACUCUACGAAUCUAUGGGCGACUGCGCAUGCGUAGUUAAAAACUAUCCAAAAGCUAUCGAAUAUUACAAAUUAAUGUUGAAUUACGCAGAAAGGAGUGGCGUGAGUGGGAAAGAAUUGGCGACUUGUUACAAUUCCUUGGCACAAACUUACGAAGAUAACAAAAUGUUUAAAGAGGCUGUGCAGUACUUCGAAAAAGAGUUUGAGUUUAGGGAUAAUAUUAAAGACGCGCUAGACGCGAUGAGUAAGAUAGCAGAUAAUAAAGAGUCUGCAGAGGAGUCUAUGGAUGAUGUUGUAGGGGUUUAUGACAAGGCGAUAAAGUAUUGCCAAGAAAAAGAUAAUUUGAAAGAAGAACGAAGAAUGAUUGCAAGGUGUAUCAAAUAUUUACAGCGUAUUGGAAAAACCUCUGAGGUCUGUAGAUACCAACAAAAACUGAAUGCCUUGAAGGUUCCUGACAGGGAAGAUGAUAGUUCUUCAUCUGAGUGCGAAAGUCAUAACUCCAGCAUAAUUGACGAUAAAGAAAAUUGUCUCAACUUGGACGAUAUUACAGAUUCAGACGAUUCGACAGAAGAAGAAAAACCAAUAAACCCGUCCGUAGUAGUGGUAGGCAAGAGACGAUCGAAAAAUUUUGCCAUAAAGAAAAACGCUAAAGGGGAAUCCCAACUGCACGUCGCUUGCAUCAACGGAAAGAUUCCCGUCGUCAAGCAUCUUCUAGAGCAAGGACAUCCGGUGAAUGUUAGAGACAAUACUGGUUGGCUACCCAUACACGAAGCUUGCAAUCACGGUUUUUACGAAAUCGUCAAACUUCUAUUGGACAAAGGAGCUGCCAUCAAUGACAGGGGAGGAGUGAAAUGUGAAGGCAUUACACCCAUCUUUGACGCUGCCAAUAACGGUCAUUUAAAUAUAGUCCAACUACUUUUGGACCGAGGAGCGUCAGUUACUAUCAAAUCGGACAAUGGGGACACUCCUUUAAACGUUCUGAAAGUCUGGCAUCAGAGGUAUCCUUUCGAGGGCGAAGACUACGUCCUGUACAAUACGGUCGUGGCCAAAAUGACAGAAGCUCUAAAAAAGGUUGGAGAGAACGUGUCCGAAAACGUAGUUGUACACGAACCAGUAAGCGGUGAAUCUGAAGAGGUCGUUGUUUCCGAGAAAUCUGAAGACUCCGAGAUCGAAUCAGAUCGUGAUUCCGACAGUAGCUCAAGUAACAUCCCUUUGAGGCCAUCUUCUGGUCCAAAUCUGCUAAAUGAAUACCAAGAAAUUAUGAAAAAUCUAGGGAAAAAGUCAUCUACUAGCAACACAAGGGAUAUUAGAUCAAACGUCAGGAAUAAGCCAGCUUUACUAAGAGAGAAAGAUGUCUCUUUUGAUGACUGGUUGGAAGAUGAUCUUCAACCUGGGAAGGCUACCAAGAAACGGAAGACUAGUUUAACGGAAGCUGUAGUUACGUCCUCUACUAGGAAGCGGAGCUCAGAUUCACCGAGAAGAAAUACACCCAACAAAAGAUUGAGCGACGAGAACCGUCAAAUCAGUGACGUCAUCGCCACGACCUCAUCGUCGCCCAGUCCCACAAGAAGAAUAUUCACACCCAGCAACAUCCAGAAAAAUAGUGCAAAAAGAAAAAUCCAGACUUCGUUAAUAGAUUCCGGUAUCAGUAAAACUACCAACAGUGUUAAACACAGACCACUUCAGACAUUACAAAGGCACCGUAGCCUGGAAAAUAUAAAACAAUCUAAAAUCACAACUUUCGGGAGCAGCAAGAGCUCCAUCGAACCGGAUUCUACCAUGUCAUCUCCGAAUAAGUUUUCUUAUACUCAAAUUCCGGUCGUUCAAGAUGUAACUCCGAAUAUUCCAGUCGCUCAUGCCAUUUCUACUGGAGAUUUGAUGGUUUUUGUUGACGUUAAAGUAGAGGGCAAAGUUUUUCGAGUGCCUGUGUUACUGGCACAAGUGCAGACCAAUACUAUUGGAUGGUUAGCCGAACAGGCAGCUCUAAAAUACGCAAGGAAAGAAUGUUCAAAACCUGAGUUAGAACUUGAGACGACGACUGGGGCCUUACUGUCAGAUGAAGACCCCUUAAGUUUGUUAUUUCCACUGGGUACAACCCAAGCUGAACCAGUGGUUGGAAAAAUUGUUAAACUUUUCGAGACGCCCCUGGUUGGUAAAUAUAGAGACGCAUGUUCGCACAUGAAAGAAGCUGUGGACGACAAGCUUGUGAGAAUACUCGAAGAAUUUUCUGUAAAUCUAAACUUACAAAAUUUGGGCUUGAUGAGCAAUACUCUAUCACCUCUAUGCAAGGCAUUGAACCAUCAAACAACGCUACUAGACCUAAACUUAUCAGGAAACUUCCUCGACAUCCACUGCAUGGUCGUUCUAUGCUCAAGUCUUCCAUCUUUGGUCAAUCUCACGUCGCUGAACUUGAAAUGCACCGGUUUGAGUAGUUCUCAUCUGACGGAACUGGUGAAUAUGUUCUCUAUCGCUUCAACUAGAAUAUUAGAGAAAUUGAAGCGUCUAGAUUUGAGUAACAACUACUUGAGGAACAGAAGUUGUGAGCAAUUGGUGGAGAUACUGAGGCAUCUAAAACUGGAGCAUUUGAAUAUAGCAAACGUGACCUUUAGCAGUGGUAUUUUUCAAGAUUUGCACAAUAGGAACAUGAGACUUAAUCUCCAGAAUGUUAAAUAUUUGAAUAUAAGCAAUAAUCAGUUAAGUAGUAGAGACUUGGAGAAUAUAAUUUCUUGGACUGUUGCAAAUAACUUAGUCGAUUUAAAUUUGUCGAGGAAUACUCUCAAAAAUACCACUUUGGGACACUACAAUGAGGAUUUCGAUAAAGACGACAAAUUCAAUUCACUACACUCUUUGAAUUUGUCCAGAUGUAAACUCACUGAUAAUGAUCUGUACCACAUACUUAGGUUAUGUUCCAAUAAGUCAAUCGUGAAGUUAGACGUUUCAUAUAACAUUGACCUGACUGCAGUAACCUUGCGACGGAUUCUGGAACUACCCGUUCUAGAAGAAAUCAAUCUUAUAGGCUGUGAUAAUAUUUUGAAAUACUUUUCCGAAUUCUACGAAGAAGUUACAGAGAGUUGUAGGAGGAAGUGCCUUAAACUGACUGUAGAUUUUAAUAUGUAUUCUAGUGAAGUUGAUAGUUUAAUCGAAAAUUUUAAGAAGUUGUAUACCGAACCAGUGAUUGAUAAAGGAGAAAGAUUGCUAAUAAUACACUCGAAAGAGUGGGAAAAGUGAUAUUAUUAUUUAAUGUAAAUAUAUCGUGAGCAUACUGCAAAAACUGACCAAGUCAAACAUCACGCUUUCGAGGUAAUUGAUGUUGAAUAUUCUGCAAUUUUAUUUGAAUUUAUUUUUAAAUCGUUUUAAAAGGAUAUAUGUAUAUUUUUUCUUUCGAGGUAUUAAAUGGUUGAAGUUAGUGAUUCUAAAAUCGUAUUAACCUUUUUGUUUUUUGAAUUAUGAACUGAUUAUUGAUCAAUACCAUUACCUACAAAAAGAUGAUUAUUGGUCAAUAAUAAAACACAAAGAAAAUAUUUAUUUUAUUUAUUUACAGUGUAAGGAUGAAGUUUCAAAUAAAAAUAAUUACUUUAUUUUAUAAAUUGGAAAAUGAUCGGGCCUGCGUAGCUCAGCGGUAGGAUGUCUGACUCGCGUGCUGGUAGACCUGGGUUCGAGACCCAGCGCCGGCAAGAACAGCGAGACAUUUUUAAAAUGUCUAUAGUCUCCAGGUCGACUCGGCCUGAAUAAAAUGAGUAAUUUGGGUAAAACCAGGGGUAAUAAUAGCCGGUUGAAGGGUAGCACCGUAGGCCCUAGAUAUAGCAGACUACCCGGCUAUAAUCCCAAAGCCGCGUUAGCGGUAUAAAACGGGAGACCAGAGGCGUGCGGUCCAUAGAAGCGGAGGAAGCACCGCUUCCCUAUUAUACUUUGAUAUAACAAAAUAUAUUAUUAACUAAUAUUUAAUUAUCAAAAAUUUUUCCCUAAUCCCAGUAAUCUACAUAUUAUUACCUAUUGUGCGUCCCACCUUGACUUUACAGUACAGGUUCUUAUGACCAACAGUGAUGCCAAAUUUUAUCAGAAACAGGUUUUAAGCAAACAUACUUUUUUCUAUAGGAUAACUAUUAAUAACUUAGGAAUUAAUAUUAUUGACAUUUUGUGGCUGUCAGGGGUUCUAAAACAUUUUUUUUUUUUUUUCGAAAAAUACCUUUAUGUGAACAGAAUAAAAAUAAUUUUGUAUAAAAAAUUUAUAUAAUAAUGUAUUUAAGCGCAUAAAUAUGUUAAACCUUAAUAAGUACGUAGGUACCUACAGAAAUAAUUAAAAUACACUUAAACUAUAUAUUUUAGCUUCUUUCUAUAAUCCGGUCUUCCUCACUUUCACUGCCACUGUCGUAGAGUGUAAACACAUUAAAAUGACAUUAAUUUCAUCUUGGAAAUCAGUCAUGAAGAAUAACAAUAAACUGCAAUUAGGAUCCAAAUUUUCCAAAUAAGCAAUGAGUUACUCAAUACAAUGUUAUCAGUAAUAAUUUUAAGCUUAUUUAUUAUUUUUUUUAUAAUUUAAUUGAGGUGAACUGACCAUCAACAAUUAUACUUUAUUUAUUCUCAACUGUAGGACCUGGUAGAACAAUAUAAAACUUUACUUAAACUUGACUGACAAUCUAUUUUAUAUUUUUCUUGGCAUUACUUCAGAACUGUCUAUACUGUCAAUACAUAAAUUAACAACCAUAGAACAACAUCCACUUUUAAUGUUGAAUAUUCUACCAUUCUUAACCAAAAAAAGUUAUUACGCAUAUCGAUUAUAAAAUUGCUGAUUACUUUUCGAAAAUGACUAUAUCACUCACAAAAAAAAACAAUGAAAAUAUUGUUUUACUUGACUGUAACGGGUUAGAUUUAAUUUAACAUUUUUAGGGACUUACAUUUUUAGGACCUUGGUAAUGUCCGAUCGAAAAUUCUUUUGAAGAAAAUCGGCAUCAUCGCGCUAAAAACUCCCAUAAGGAUUGUAUUGCCGUAUGCUUGUGUACUGUAAAGUCAAGGUGGGACAGACAUUAGGCAAUAUGCAUUGAAAAAUAUUAAAAAUUAAUCGCAUAGGAAGGAACUCAUUAUGCACACAAUUCAACUAUUCGGUCCACCCAUGACAGAAGCGCAUCUCAAAAUCGCCGCUUGUCAUGCAGUUGUCCCGUUUAAAAAUUGGUCAGGGUUCAAUGACCGCACCCACUAGUCGCGCGAAUUUUGGUACUCUGGAAGCGAUAGUUCGACCGCCUUCCAAAAGUGGGAUGCUCUGACUGUUACUGCUGCUAGGGGUGCGUAGGUACAUACAUUCACUUAAAGAAUAUUUCGAUUUAAAUUUUUUGCAGAGAUUUUUCCUUUUACUGAUCUUGUAUUUGACAUUUUACAGAUGAAGCCAAUUGACAUUGCAUUUUGUAUAAGACAAAUUGAUGACUUUAUUAAUACGAUAAUUAAAAAACGAGAGCAGUUUAAAAAUAUUUGGGAUAAAACUGAAAAUAUGGGGUUUGAACAUGAAAGAAAAAGAAUAAAGAUUGAUAAUGUCGGCAACAGAGAGACCUUUUGAUAAUGUUCUACAACAAAUGAAUUUUCGCUUUCAAAAUUUUAACGAAUUAAAAUUUGUAGAAUUAUAUAUAAUCUUAACAUUUCUAAUUAUAAUUCCCACAGAGGAAUUUAUUUCACUACGAUUAAAUAAUGAAAAUAUUUUGAUAUGCCAGAUUUGCAUUAUAAAUUAAGUGUUAUUUAUGAAACAACUGACAUUAGUGAUAAAGAUAUACUCAGAAAUCUGGGUAUUUCUUUAUAACUACUGGUUUAAACCAGUCCCUGUGUGAAGUGUCCAAGUUGUGUGAAUUACUACUAACUAUCCCAGUCACAAGUGCAUCAGUUGAACGUAGUUUUUCAGUAUUAAAAUGCAUUAAAAGUUUUACAAGAAAUUCAACAAUCGAAGACAGACUUUACAAGUCCAUUGAAAAAGACUGCAUUCAACAAUUAUCAGAAGUUGAUAGGAGAAUAGAGCUCAAGUAUAAAUAAGUGUCAUAUUGUUGAAAGUUGUGGAAAAUGCAUUGGAAUUAAAAAAAAAUUAAAUAGAUCUCUUCUUUAGGAAACGAAGCCCGGAGCGAGGACUUAAGACCCGAGCAAGCAAUACAGAUCAAUGAUAGGUCACUAGUCACUAGAAAUAGCGGCAAUAGAGUUACUCACGCAUUGAUCGGGGUAGGAUUUAGUGUGUGAUUCCUUGUACCCAGGACGUCUCACAUAAGCACUUAGCUGAUAGAGAGCCCCUAUAUCGCAUCAGAGUGUUAUCAAGUGGGAAGUGGCUCGACCCAAAUAUUUUUAUAUCCUUCUUAAAUCGCUUCCCCUUUAGAAAAAGUCAGCGCACGCCACUGCGGGAGACUAUUAUUAUUAGAAAAAUGAUAACAAAAGUCUAAAAGUUCACUACUAGAAUUAAUCUGAAUCCUAAUCGGACAAGUAGAACUAAUCCGAACCUGACAAUACUGAUGGCUCUGGAGCAACAUCUUUGUUUCCAGUCUUUGAUGGUAUUGACUAUUGACUGAUACCAAGCAUGGAAUUCAGAGGGAAUUGUUCUUGUCUUACAUAAUUUUAGAAGAUCCUGCUUUUUAAAUUUAUCAUAAAAUCCUUAACAUAAGAAACUCUGGAUCACUAUACACUGUAGACAUUUGUAUGUUAUGUGUGUUGCGGCAUCGAACCUUAUAAUUUUGACUUAGACACUUUUUCAGGUAUUCGAUUAUUUAUUUCGAAUCACUUGGAUUAAUAAACUAAAAAUCGAUAAAUAUUGACUUGGUCAAUUUUUGCAGUAUAUCCACGAUAUUUUGUUAUAAAAUAAUUUCUCGAACAAAAAUUAUAUUUUUUUUUAGUUGUAUUUUAAAGAAUAUUUUUUAGUUGUAUUUUUCUUAUAAAAAAGGUUUAACAAAAA
This is a messenger RNA of Diabrotica virgifera virgifera (western corn rootworm), 8242 nucleotides long. Its product is annotated as tonsoku-like protein. The record is from RefSeq and is a predicted model, not a curated record. Gene Ontology annotation, molecular function: protein binding. The transcript has 14 exons. Lineage: Eukaryota; Metazoa; Arthropoda; Insecta; Coleoptera; Chrysomelidae. The coding region runs from base 400 to 4557 and encodes 1385 amino acids.